Paramuricea clavata is the source of this 317-nucleotide messenger RNA. The record is from the annotation of a GenBank genome assembly. Lineage: Eukaryota; Metazoa; Cnidaria; Anthozoa; Malacalcyonacea; Plexauridae.
AUGGAAGGAUUUACUUUGGAAUCGUUAUUGCUAGAAGUUUUAGAUAAGCUGGGCCCAAAACAGUUCUCUUUGCCCAAGAAGUCGACAAGUCAAGUGUUGGUUUAUCUUAUGCAUCAGAUCCAUGCCGGACUUUACAAAGGUCCAUGUUCAGCCCGAGUGUUCUUCACAGAUUUUAAAAAGGGAUUUGAUUUAGUCGAUCUAAUGAACCAGGCCCGAUGCUCAUUUUAUACUGAUUUUGUCAACAACAACAGUUCAGAUCAAGGCAAGUUAUUCAGAGCAGAGAAAAGUUGUCUUUUCCUGAAAACCAAAAUAAAUCG